AUGAAUUUGGCAUUGAUUCCAAAGUUCCAUCAUGUAAGGAAUUGGCAAUGGAGAUUCUUCUCCUGGUUUCCACAAUCUGAACAUGCACGCGUGGAACAAUUGCUUUGUGAUUGCUCAAGUUUGAGCCAUCUUCAACAGACACAAAGCUUGAUGCUUACCAGAGGUCUGGACCAAGAUGACAUUCUACUCUCCCAAUUCAUACACACCUCUGCUUUUCUGGGCUUUUCCUCUUAUGCUUAUUCUGUUUUCAUCUAUAAUCAGCGACCCAACACCACCAUCUUUGUCUACAACAACAUCAUUUGGGCUCUAUCCUCAUCCAAUCCCAUUCGCUCCAUUUCUCUAUUCAACACCAUUCGCUUACUUGGGUUGCGACCCGAUUCUUAUUCUUUCCCUUUUGUUUUAAAGGCCGUCGUUUGUUUAUCCCACGCUGUUGUUGGGGCGCAGAUUCAUUGUCAAACUAUUGUUUCUGGGUUGGACUCUCAUCUCAGUGUGGUCACAUCCCUCGUUCAUAUGUAUUCUUCUUGUGCUCAUGUUCCAUCUGCUCGCAAGCUAUUUGAUGGAGUUAAUUUGAAACAUGUUUCCCUCUGGAAUGUUAUGCUCGCAGGUUAUGCUAAGGUGGGGGAUAUGUCCAAUGCCCGCAACUUGUUUGAAUGUAUGCCUCAAAAGGAUAGGAAUGUUGUUUCAUGGACUGUGCUUGUUUCAGGUUACACACAGACUCAUAAUCCCAAUGAGGCUAUCAUGCUGUUCCGCGAAAUGCAGCUCCAGAAUGUGCAGCCAGAUGAAAUUGCAAUUUUGGCUGUGCUCUCAGCUUGUGCUGAUUUGGGUGCUCUUCAGUUGGGGGAGUGGAUUCACAACUACAUUGAAAAGCAUAAGAUGCGUCAGAUUGUUUCUCUUUAUAACUCUCUCAUCGAUAUGUAUGCCAAAUCAGGGAACAUAAGUAAAGCACUCAAAUUGUUUGAGAACAUGAAGCAUAAAACGAUCAUAACAUGGACAACAAUGAUUGCUGGACUUGCUUUGCAUGGUCAGGGAAAGGAGGCCCUUCAUGUAUUUUCUUGCAUGGAGAAGGCUCAAGUCAAGCCAAAUGAAGUUACCUUUAUGGCAAUUCUUUCUGCUUGUAGCCAUGCUGGAUUGGUUGAACUGGGCCGUGAUUAUUUCAAUUCUAUGAGGUCCAAAUAUGGAAUUGAACCCAAGAUUGAGCACUAUGGCUGCAUGAUUGAUUUGCUUGGACGUGCUGGCUAUCUUCAAGAAGCAAAAAAACUAGUUGGGUUGAUGCCUUUUGAAGCAAAUGCAGCUAUAUGGGGAUCCCUUCUUGCUGCUUCAACUAGAUGUGGUGAUGUGGAGUUAGCAGUGGAAGCAUUACGUCAUCUAAGACUGUUAGAACCCCACAAUUGUAGUAAUUAUUUACUCUUAUCCAAUACUUAUGCUGCGCUUAGCAAGUGGAAUGAAGCUAAAAUGGUAAGGAAGGAUAUGCAGGACACGUGUGUGGAAAAGGUGGCAGGUGUGAGUUUUAUUGAGUUGAACAACAGAGUAUAUGAAUUCACUGCUGGAGAUAAAUUAAACGUCAACUUUGUUGGCAUAUGUGAUGUUCUGCAAAGCAUAAAGGGGCAAUUGAAGAUGGUUUUUAUGAGAAACCCACAUAGAGAGCAACUAUAUUUUGACGAAUGA
Molecule: messenger RNA, 1665 nt
Organism: Abrus precatorius (Indian licorice)
Lineage: Eukaryota; Viridiplantae; Streptophyta; Magnoliopsida; Fabales; Fabaceae
Product: pentatricopeptide repeat-containing protein At5g56310-like
Exons: 1
Coding region: 1-1665 (554 amino acids)
Biological process (GO): RNA modification
Molecular function (GO): protein binding; RNA binding
Source: RefSeq, a predicted model, not a curated record